This is a messenger RNA of Peniophora sp. CBMAI 1063, 2193 nucleotides long. The record is from the annotation of a GenBank genome assembly. Lineage: Eukaryota; Fungi; Basidiomycota; Agaricomycetes; Russulales; Peniophoraceae.
AUGCGCGCCACUAGCCCUUGGGCCUUGGGCGUCGCCGGACGCCCCGUUUCAACCCCGGAGGAAGUUGAUGCCUUGGUUACCGACCAGGAGGCUUCUGGCUAUCCUUGCCCCUUGUCCGCCCACAUCCGCAUCAGUCACCUGUCUAUCAAUCCUUCCGGCGUAUAUAUCAUCGGUCGGCAUACUCGGCUUGCGUCGUUCUGCACCCCGACGCAGAGCCUCGCGUGCCCUCAGUCCACCAUGCUCGGCCAAGCGUUCGUUGGCGCCCUCCUUGCUGCCGCGCUCGCUACCGCAGCGCCCGGACCAGCUGCUGCCGACCCUUGCGCUGCAGUCGCAGGUCAGACUUUCGCAGACCCUGCUACUGUAAUCGCUUGUCAGAAGAGCUUCCCAUUCAAUGAGACUCUGAGGCAGAAUGUCAUGACCGUGGUAUCCAACGUCUUCAACUUCUACACGUUCGAAGAGUACUACCUGAAGUCUCCGCCUCCCUUCCAAGAGUCCACCGUGAACAUCAACCAGACCUUGAAGAAGCUCUCCACGGAGAAAUUCGCGACCGACUACGACUUCAACCUCGCCCUGUACAACUUCACGACGCAGCUGAAUGACGGCCACACGCGCUGGUUCCCGUCGUGCUACAACGCUUACCAGAACCUGCUCCCGGCGCCUAUUGUCAUUCUGGAGGAAAAUGGCGAACAGGGUGUCUACAUUAUCCCCGACUUGGCCGACUUCUUACCGCUUGUCGGAGACGCGUACAUCAGUUUCCUUGAAAACAAGGGCUUCGACUGGAAACGUCUUGCCGGAGCUAAGGUGUCGAAGAUCAACGAUAUCGACCCAUUCGACUACAUUGACCAUAUCGCGACGACCGUCUCGGGCAACUAUCUCGACCACGGCAUUCGCGUGAACAGUGUGCUCAGCAGUUACCGUAUCGUCAGCAAUGCCUACUCGCAGCGCUUUGGUGACCUCGCCGGACCCUCGAUCGUGACGCAGACCAGCCUGCGCAUGACACUGCAGACGGUCAACUCUACUAAGACGGAGACGGUCGACAUUCCCUUCGUCGCGUCUUUCGCCGGCGUCGCCUUCACGGACAAGGCAUCCUACUGGGAGAACAACUGCGCCGCCAACAGCGCGACUAAUGGAGUUGACUUGCGCGCUCAGGGUAAUGUCAAUGGGCCUCUUCAGACGGAGUCGGGACCCCGGCGCAUUCGCGGCGCUUCAUUCGAUCUGACCGCCAAGAAGGACGUCGCGCUCCCCGGGCCUUUCGUACCCGUCCUUCCCACUACGGGCGGCUCCGAGGGAGUGAUCAAGAGCUACGUUCUUCCGGGCAACAAGACGGGCGUCAUGUUUGUCGGAUCGUUCUCGCCUGACGACUUCGACGGCUUCCAGACGGACACGAAGAAUGCCAUCGACGACAUCCUCGCUAGCGGCGCGGAUCAGCUCAUCAUUGAUCUGACCAACAACGGCGGAGGCUUUGUCUGCUUGGGCCUAUUCUUGCACAACUACCUCGCCGGUGCCAACUUCGGAUACCCUGGUUUCCAGAGCAUCAACCGUGCCAAUGCGCUUGCUCAGCGGAUUCUCGGGAACGACAUCAAGCUCAACACUACCGACAACCUGUCGUUCUACACAGCGGACAACUGGGCCUUCCCACAGAACAACACCGAGGAGCCAGCUUCGCACAACUACAUGAAACCGCCUGUGACAAUCACCGUCAAUGGCGCAAAGGAGACUAAUAGCGAACGUUUCUUCGACGUCUGUACACCUUACUCUGUGGACCUCCCGGAGGCCCCACCAUUCGACUUCAAAAAGAUAGCCAUUGUCGGUAACGCGAACUGUGCUUCGACUUGCGCUCUCUUCUCGUCGGUACUGUACGAGCGUCACGGCGUCAAGUUCGGGAUCUUUGGCGGCAAGCCCGGAGAGAGCAUUCAAAUCAAGGGCAUGGCCGGCAACCAAGUCUUGGAGUGGGCUGACCUCGACACCGAGAUCAAGACCGCUGAGCUCGGCAACAGCCCGCUUAUUCCUCCGGACUUGCUCGUCGACGGAAACAUGCGCGUGAACUGGCGCUCCGCCUAUGCGUGGUCGGACCUCUCGACCCCCAUCGCGUAUGUCGACGAGCCAGCGCAGCUGAGGUUCGCGUACACGAAGGAUACGUGGAACAACCCCCAGAACCUUUGGUCAUUUGCGGAGAGCCAGUUCUUCUCAUAA